AGUUGGUGGCGGUAAUGCGCCAAUUCAUCGUUUGCCAACCGCCACUACACCUCAAAGAAGAAGAAGAAGGUUUCGCGUGCCGGAUGUUGUGCUUGUUAUGAUCGGCAGCGCUAAGUACCCGGAUGUCGAUGGAGGACGUUAGUAGCCUGCCAGCCGUUUGACAGAUCGUUUUUUGUUUUUUUUAAUAAAUCAUGGCCGAAGCUUCGCCAGAAUGAUGGAGGGGUUUGUUUCUAAGCGCGCACGGCUCGUUCGGUUGUAAUAAUACUAUGAGUGAGGAGCGGAGGACCGAGGCUAUCGUUAGCUGCUGCCAGGAUGGAGGCAUCAGAGUAGUGUAAAAAAAGUAUUUCAAUCGGCUCAGGCACCGAAAGGAAGCACCGAAAUCUGCGUUGCGUUUCGGUCCGGUAGAUACCGGUCGUAUAGGUACCGGUGCCAUGCCGGCACCGGGUUUCGGUACCCAACCCUACAUGCGCACUGGUUAACUCAGUACUUAACAGUUAUUGCACUGUAUUCUGAGUUUUAUUCACAAAAAUGUUGAAUCCGAAAAAAUGCAGAAAGAAACUCGGAUUCCAAUGUUUGGUUGUGAUUCAGAGUGGUGGUGUACCAAACAGUGUGAAUGUUGGUGUGUUUCAGGUGGAGCAGUCCAAAGUGCUGGUAAAGGAAGGAGGAGUCCAGCUGACACUCACCAUCGUCGAUACUCCGGGUUUUGGAGAUGCAGUGGAUAACAGUAACUGUUGGCAGCCAGUCAUAAACUACAUUGACAGCAAGUGCGAGGACUUCCUGAACGCCGAAUCAAGAGUGAACCGCAGGUCCAUGCCGGACAACCGAGUCCACUGCUGCCUGUACUUCAUAGGGCCCUCUGGACACGGGUAGGUCUGCAUGAGACGAAGGUGUGAUAACAUGAGAUGGAUUUCACAUAAAGUAAGAUCAGACAGCAUAAGGCAAUGAGAUAAGAUGCUCAAAACAGGACACAGUGUUCAUAUCAUUGCGUUCCCCUCCAUGCCACAUGUUUGAAAAAUAGAAUAUAUUGACCAUAUUUUGACCAUUUCAGACGUAAAGUUUUCAGUUUGUCUGUGUAAAAUAUUUAACUUAUAAUAUUGGCUAUAAUUUACUCUGUGAAAUAGUAGGUUUUAACAGUUGAAAAAAAGAGCCUUUUGGCUAACGCUGACACAUUUACAGUGAAAAUUUAAAAAACAUUUACGCAUCCGGCAAACACAGCAACAUUAGCGUUUGUUUAAAGUCAUGUUUCUGACCACCUGAUGAAUCUCAGUCCGAUAUUCACUCUCCUUUUUACUCUGUUUUGGCCUCCUCCAACUCCCGACAAUCAGCUAGUUGUUCACUUUGAUUUGUUCAAGGCUUUGUUAGAGCUCAUUUGUGGAAAAUAGCUAUUGCUGGAAACUAUACUGAUAAGAAGCAGUGAGCGUGAAUCAAAACGGUAAAGUAAGGGGCAGUAAAAUAACCAAAACAAUGGUGAUUCGACAGACGCCUAAUCGCUGAGGUCAACAAUAGAGUCGGGUGAUAAUUCUCUGCGGUGGACUGUCAUGACGUCACCCGUUGGUUUGCUGACUGCGGUUUUUG
Messenger RNA from Anarrhichthys ocellatus (wolf-eel), 1575 nucleotides. Its product is annotated as septin-7-like. The transcript has 2 exons. Lineage: Eukaryota; Metazoa; Chordata; Actinopteri; Perciformes; Anarhichadidae. Gene Ontology annotation, molecular function: GTP binding. The record is from RefSeq and is a predicted model, not a curated record. Bases 529 to 870 code for a protein of 113 amino acids.